This is a messenger RNA of Papilio machaon (common yellow swallowtail), 686 nucleotides long. RefSeq names its product zinc finger protein 436-like. The coding region runs from base 130 to 678 and encodes 182 amino acids. NCBI's taxonomy places the organism in Eukaryota, Metazoa, Arthropoda, Insecta, Lepidoptera, Papilionidae. The transcript is spliced from 3 exons. The record is from RefSeq and is a predicted model, not a curated record.
CAAUAAUUACGUAGUAAUAUAAUGAAAAAUAAUAAUUUGUGAUGUGAACUUAUAAAACCUUUAUAUUUUAAUAAAACCAACAUAAAAGGAUAAAAAUUGUGAAGAGGAAAGACGACUUAGAAAUACAAAAUGGCUCAAAUAGAGGAAGUUAUGAUCAAAUGUGAAAUAAUAGAGAUAUCUGAUGAUGAAAAAGAAGAUAAAACUAAAAAAAGAAAACGAAGAGUAACUGUCAAAAAAGAUCCAAUACCAUGUGACCAGUGUAACAAGACCUUUCAAACUGGUUAUGAACUUAAAAAACACCAACGAACACAUACUGGUGAAAGACCUUACAUGUGUACGGCUUGUGGGAAGACUUAUACCCAAUUGGGACAUCUCAGAAUACACGUUCUAUCCCAUACGGGGAAAAAAAACUUUACCUGUAAAGAAUGUAGUGCAGCAUUUUAUAGGAAAGCAGAUUUAGAUCGUCAUGAAAAAAUACAUAAAGGUAUUAAACCGCAUCAGUGUAAAAUAUGUUCGAAGAGUUUUACACAGAAAAAUAAUCUGGUGAUGCAUUUCAAAAUGCAUGUCGGAGAUAAACCGCAUAAAUGUUCAGUUUGUACUAAAAGUUUUAUAACAAGAAGUAAAUUAAAUCAACAUUCAAAGAGACAUGAAAAGGGAAAGAUAAAAGACGAAGGUUAAAAGGUCAA